AAGCGUAAUUUUCAUUUCUUGCUCACCAGCUUGGUGAUGGACGAUUAUUUAAAUGAAAAAGUGAGCGAGUUUGGUGCCGUUAAUAUUACAGGGUUUCGCAUUUUAAAGCCCUCGACACAUGAGUUUAGGCAGUUUUUUAAUCAUUGGCGUAAAACUGAUUCAACCGGUGUUAAUGGCGAUGGAAGUGGUGGGAAAGCGAUUGUGUCGGCUGACGCUGCCAUGAUGUACGAUGGUGCCAAGGUACUUUUGGACACUUACCAACGUCUAUUGGCCCGUCAUGGUGAUGCAUUUAGAUCGGCAUCUCGUCGUGGUGAAAUUUACAGUUCAGGUUCAAAAGGCAUAGACUGCAGGGUUAUCGGCAAAAUUUUUCAGUCGACGUGGUAGAAAUGACAAUUAAUAGCGAGAUGGCCAAGGAGGAGCCGUAUCUGAUGUAUAAGGCAAAAGAGAAAGGUGUAGUGAAUGAGGGCAAUAAUCUCUUUGAGGGCUACAGCAAAGAUCUGGCUGAUCUAAUAUCUAAUAACCUGCAAAUUAAUUACGAACUCCGAUUAGUUAAGGACAGUAAGUACGGGGCACUCGAUGCCAAUUCCCAUCAAGGUUGGAAUGGUAUGGUCGGCGAAUUAAUCAGACACGAAGCGGACAUGGCAAUCGCACCAUUAACAAUUACAUCAGCCCGGGAACGGGUAAUUGACUUUACCAAGCCAUUUAUGUCACUGGGCAUAUCGAUUAUGAUCAAAAAGCCAGUGAAAAAGAACCCGGGCAUUUUCUCGUUCAUGAACCCACUUUCAAGUGAGAUCUGGAUGUGUGUCAUACUGUCAUACGUUGGCGUAUCGGUGGUGCUAUUCCUGGUCUCCCGGUUCUCGCCCCGGGAGUGGCGCUAUGAGGACACACUACUGGGCCCACACGUGUCCAACGAUUUCUCGUUUUACAAUUCGCUGUGGUUUUCAUUGGGCGCCAUAAUGUCUCAGGGAUGCGAUGUUUGUCCUAGAUCUGUUCCAGGCCGAAUCGUGGGCAGUGUAUGGUGGUUUUUUACAUUGAUUUUGCUGUCAUCGUACACGGCUAAUUUAGCCGCGUUUUUAACGGUGGAGCGAAUGGUAACUCCCAUUAAUUCUGCCGACGAUUUAGCCAAACAGACUGAAGUAGAGUACGGUGUGCUCAGACACGGCUCGUCUAUGGACUUUUUCAGGAGAUCAAAGAUCGCGGUUCAUCAGCGUAUGUGGGAAUUCAUGCACUCAAAGCAAAACGUUUUCGUCGACUCCAGCCGUGAAGGCAUACGUCGUGUGCGGGACUCGAAGGGAAAGUACGCGUACCUCAUAGAGAGCACACAAAAUGAUUACGUGAAUGAAAGGAUGCCAUGUGAUACAAUGAAGGUGGGCCGCAAUCUAGAUGCGAAGGGUUAUGGUGUGGCCACACCUUUAGGCUCAUCUAUUAGGGAUUCAUUGAACCUAGCGGUGUUGUUUCUUAAAGAGAAUGGUGAUUUGACAAAAUUAGAGAAUAAAUGGUGGUACGAUCGGAGCGAGUGUAAAAUCAAAGAGAAAAAGGAUGCUAAUCAGAGCGAGCUAACACUAGACAAUGUGGCAGGGUGCUUUUAUAUAUUAAUUGGUGGACUCAUUUUGGCUAUGAUUGUAGCACUCAUGGAAUUUUUGCUCAAAUCACAAAUGGAGUCCAAACGCAAUAAUCUGGCUAGCGACUCGUUUACCACCACGUCCACGUAAAUUAAUUUGUUUUUUGAUGAAACGUUGGUAGAUUCAUCAUGGUCACUAUCAAAAUUGUUCAAUGUGCUUG
This is a messenger RNA of Medioppia subpectinata, 1782 nucleotides long. The record is from the annotation of a GenBank genome assembly. NCBI's taxonomy places the organism in Eukaryota, Metazoa, Arthropoda, Arachnida, Sarcoptiformes, Oppiidae.